AUGACAUCCUCAUCAUCUGCGAAUAUCGAACAAACGGUUCAAACUCGAAAUUCGGAGCCUCCAAGUCUCAACGUUUAUACGGGUCCAGAAUCCCUUGAGACGAAAACAUGGUCAAAAUCUCUUCCUACACCGGAGUUUUUGAAUGUUGGGAGGACUCCAUUACCAUUUCCACCACCACUCACUCGAGAAAUGUUUUCUACACCUGAUUUCAACUGUGACCAUUUUCUGGCAAAUAGACGUCACUUAACUUUGGAUGAAUUAAAAAAAGAAUUGAAUGUGCAUUUGAAAAGCUUGAAAAGCGAACUUGUGGAAAUGAUCAAUAGAGAUUAUGCGAGUUUC
Messenger RNA from Racocetra persica, 339 nucleotides. The record is from the annotation of a GenBank genome assembly. Lineage: Eukaryota; Fungi; Glomeromycota; Glomeromycetes; Diversisporales; Gigasporaceae.